This is a messenger RNA of Ipomoea nil (Japanese morning glory), 2499 nucleotides long. RefSeq lists its product as uncharacterized. The record is from RefSeq and is a predicted model, not a curated record. The transcript has a single exon. Gene Ontology annotation, molecular function: nucleic acid binding; RNA-DNA hybrid ribonuclease activity. Lineage: Eukaryota; Viridiplantae; Streptophyta; Magnoliopsida; Solanales; Convolvulaceae. The coding region runs from base 1 to 2499 and encodes 832 amino acids.
AUGGCGAAGAUGAUUGCAAAUCGUAUGAAACCAUUACUUGAGGGUUUGAUUUCUAUUUCGCAAAGUGCAUUUUUACCAGGUAGGUUGAUUUCAGACAAUAUACUUAUUGUGUCUGAGGUUGGCCAUUAUUUGAGGAGGAAACAGUUGGGGCAGGUUGGGUGGGCAGCCUUGAAACUUGAUAUGGCGAAAGCCUAUGACAGGAUGGAGUGGCCUUUUGUGCAACGGAUGAUGACUGGCUUGGGUUUUGAUGAUAGAUGGGUCCAGUUGGUAAUGUUAUGUGUGCGGACGGUACAUUAUAGGAUACUAGUCAAUGGAAAGCCAACAGAGGAAAUAGUGCCCACGAGGGGGCUGAGACAAGGAGAUCCAUUGUCUCCUUAUCUUUUUAUAAUUUGUGCUGAGGGCUUAUCGUUGUUGUUGCAGGAUUCUCAGGCUAAAGGCCUUUUACAUGGGUGCAGAGUGGCUAGGGGGGCUCCAUCUAUCUCACAUCUGUUUUUUGCAGACGAUAGCUUACUUUUCUUUAAGGCUAAUAUGCAGGAAGCUCUGGAGGUAAAGAAAUGUCUGGGGAUUUAUGAGGCUUUCUCUGGGCAGGCGGUAAAUUUCCAGAAAUCAAGCAUUACGUUUAGUCGUAAUACGCAGGUGGGGUUAAGGGACCUGUUUGCAGAUGCAUUGGGGAUGGGCCAAGCGGAUGAUUUCGGGAAAUAUCUUGGUUUGCCUUCGGUUGUUGGCCGUAAUAAGAGAACGAUAUUUGCAUAUGUAGAGCAAAAAUUGAGGCAGAGGUUCGGAUCAUGGAACAAGAAGUUGCUGUCUAAGGCUAGGAAAGAGGUGCUCCUGAAGAGUGUAGCGCAGGCAAUGCCCACCUACACAAUGAGUAUUUAUUUACUUCCUAUGUCUUUGUGUAUUGCUCUUGAAAGGUUGAUGAACAGGUACUGGUGGGGACAGAGUGGCUCACAGAAUAGUAUUCACUGGAUGUCCUGGGACCGAAUGUGCGUCCCUAAGAAGUUUGGAGGUAUGGGUUUUAAACGUUUACAUGAGUUUAAUAUUGCUCUGUUAGCUAAGCAGGGGUGGCGGCUAUUAACCAGUCCGGAAUCCCUUGUGGCUCGCGUGUAUAAAGCCAGGUACUAUCCUUCAUCCUCUUUAAAUGAAGCCACGGUUGGUGGUAACCCGAGUUAUGCGUGGAGGAGUAUAUUAGCAGGGCAGGCAUUGCUAAAGUCUGGUUGUAGGUGUAGGAUUGGUAACGGAAGGUCCACAAGGGUAAUUAAUCAUCUGUGGUUGCCCGAUGUUGUUGAUCCAUAUGUAGCCUCGACCCAUCCAGGUCUGGGGCAGGAGCUUCUGGUUUCGGACUUGAUUGACAGUACCACGAGCGGUUGGAAUAAUGACCUGCUAGUUGAGUUGUUUGCCCCACGUGAUGUUAUGUUGAUUAAGCAGCUUCCUGUGUGUUUGAAUUGUGAUGAUGACUGGUUUUGGGACAGGGAUCUGAGGGGUUGCUACUCGGUUAAAGAUGGUUACAGGAGGAUGGGAGAGGUCAAUGGCCCGUGUUUGCCUGCGUGGAGUAAUUUGUGGAGUUUACAGGUCCCCCCAAGAUGGAGAAUAUUUAUGUGGAGAGCUUUGUCUGAUAUUUUGCCCACUCUUGAUAAUUUGAUUAAUAGAAGAGUUGAGAUGAUUAAUAUUUGCCCAGCAUGUGGUUUGGAGGAGGAAAAUAUCAUGCAUGCUUUAUGUACUUGCUCUUUUGCAUCACAGGUGUGGAAUUUCUCUCAUCUGCUAAUCCCUACUUUUGACAACAGGAAUUUCAGCCAGUGGACUGAUCUUUGGCUUGGCUGCACGAGUAUCUAUAAUGCAGAACAACGGGGGAGGAUUUGUUGCUUGUUAUACGACAUUUGGACUGCCAGGAAUGAGGCGGUUUGGGAUGGUUGUUUGCCAAUGCCAGGCGUGGUGGUAAGGAGGCUCACAGUGAAGUGGAACUCGUGGACUACUGUUGAACAGCAACGGCGAAUCACACCCAGAGCCCAUGAACCCGCCAGUACAGCAACAGUGUUAGAUGAUGGUGUGGUCUGUCAUGUUGAUGUAGGCUUCAAUGGUCCGACACAGGCACUGGCUUACGGUUUUGUAGUGCAUGAGAAAGAUGGAACCUUUGUGGCGGCAGGGAAUGGCCCUCUUAUUUGCCCAUAUGACCCCCUCUUGGCGGAAGCAAUGGCUAUGGGUGAGGUUUUAUCAUGGCUAAGGGAGAAUGGAUACUCGAGGAUUUCAGUGUGCUCCGAUAGUCUUGUUUUAGUUUCCAGUCUUAAGCAUGCAAGAUCGUUCCGUACUUAUUUUGGUAAUGUUUUGUUAGAUUACAAUCGUUUGUUGUCUGCUAUGACUAGAUCAGUUGUUAUUCAUGUUCGUAGGGGAGGAUUACAGGAUGCCCAUGUCAUGGCUAAGCAUGUAAAUGCCUCUUUGGCGCGAACUGUCUGGAGGGAUUUACCUCCUUCUUUUCUUGAGCCUGGAAUGGCUAAUGCAUUAUAA